CUCACGUUAACACUUCCGUUUCCGGGAGGCAAGGAGACGCAACAUCAACAUUUCCUAACAGAUUUACCCUGUAAACUGUUAACAUUAACGCCGGAGCAAGAAGAUGUCGGGGCAGAAGCGUCCAGCUGACCCCAGCGGGCCCUCUUCCUCCGGUGCCCCCGCAGAGAAGCGGAGGGAGCGGGAUGGAGAGGACGGAGGUCCCGGUGUGAGCGCCGGAGCCGGAGGGAGCACCGCGGUGGAGACGGUCAUCAAGCUGGGAGGAGUGUCCAACUCGGAGGAACAAGACAUAAAAGCUCUCCAGGCUAAGAACCGAAAGUUGGGAGAAUCUCUCGAUCAAAGACAGGUGAUCGAGGACGAGCUGCGAGAGCGAAUUGAGAGACUGGAGACCCGGCAGGCCACGGACGACGCCAGUUUGCUGAUUCUGAACAGAUACUGGAACCAGUUUGAUGAGAACAUCCGGCUCCUCAUCCGGCGCUAUGACCAAGCGAGCAGCGAACCGGAGAAAUCUCCAACAGGCGAGGGACGCAGCCUGAAGCCGGAAACUCCAGAACCCGAUGGAGAUUCGAACCAGGAGCGGGCCAAAGACAGAGGACAUCAAGGGGAGACGACAAACUCCUUUUUGGCCACGCUGGCGAGCAGCACCAGCGAGGAGAUGGAGGCCGAGCUCCAGGAGAGGGUGGAGUCCAGUCAGAAGCAGGCCAAUCGUGUGGUGGAGAUCUACAGGAACCUGAAGAGCACCUUGGACCAGCUGAAAGCAGAGCUUGACUCAGGGACUGAGGGUGGUCUGAAGCAGGUCGCAGCCAAGCUAAACUCCCUCCUGAGCCGGGAAAACGAGCUGCUUCAACAGCUGACCGAGGACCUCAAACAGAAACACAGCCACAUGACCAACGAGUCCCGGUCGUUGGGCCGGGCGGCUAACAAAGCCGACCAGCGCGUCAGCGAGCUGCAGGCUCGGAUCGAGGAGCUCCAGUGGGACAUGGAGAAGAUCCGCCGUCGAGAGAACAGGCUGAAUGCCCACCUGAGUGAAAUACUGGAGAGGGUGAACAGCAAAGGCUACAAAGUGUGUGGCGAGGCCAGCAGUGUGUGUGGAACCAUCACCAUUAACAAGAGAAAGUUUGAGGAGAUGAACAGCGAGUUGGAGGAGAACACGGAACUGGCAGAAAAUCGUCUGGUUGAGCUGCAGAAGCUCCAGCAGGACCUGCAAAACGUCCAGCAGGAGAACAACAGCAUGAAGACGGAGCUUGUGAGUCGAGCUGAGGGCCUGGUGAAAGAAUCCUCAGAGUAUCGCUGUCUCCAGUCCCAGUUUUCCGUGCUCUACAACGAGUCCCUGACCCUCAAGGCCCAGCUAGACGAAACCCGGGCUCGUCUCAACACUACCCGCACGGCUCGCCUCAGACAGCUGGAGCACAUGGAGAACGACGAGGUGGCUCUGCAGAGGAAGGUCCGCACCGAAGUGUUUCAGCUGGAGGACACGUUGGCUCAGGUCAAGAAGGAGUACGAGAUGUUGCGCAUUGAAUUUGAACAGACUCUUGCCGCCAACGAGCAAGCAGGUCCCAUCAACAGGGAGAUGCGUCACCUUAUAAGCACGCUGCAGACACACAACCAGCAGCUGAAAGGAGAGGUGGUGAAGUACAAGCUGAGACUGAGAGAGACCCAAGCUGAGCUCCACCAGAUCCGUGCCUCGAAGGGCAGCGCCGUCCUCCAGUCGCAGUCGAGCACGGAGAUGGACGUGAAGGACGAGAUGACCUCUCCUUCGACCCCGGCCGUUUCUGGAGAACCCGCGGUCAAAGCGGAGCCGGACAACGGCUCCUCCACACCCAGCAGCACCGGGAUUUCAGUGAAAACAGAACCUGGAACUGAACCGGAUGCAAACAUAAAAGAGGAGGAAAAAGAGGAGAGAAAGGAGAAGGAAGAGAAGAAAGAGAAAGACUUUAUAAAGAAAGAGGAGAAAGACAGGGAGAGAGAACGGGAGAAGGAGAAGGAGAGAGAGAGGCCCACCCGGAGCAGCAGCAGCAGCAGCGGGAUGAAGGAGGAGAGGGAGAAGCCGGGCGUCAGCAGCCAGCAGGAGGAGACGGCCGGGGAUCGGCUCGCGAUGCUCGGAGGCUCAAAGAGGAAAGAGAUGGAGCAGCUGAAAAUCGUCCGAGCAGAACUAAAGAAAGCCCAAGAGUCCCAGAGAGAGAUGAAGCUUCUGCUGGACAUGUACCGAUCAGCACCAAAGGAGCAGAGGGACAAAGUCCAGCUUAUGGCUGCAGAGAAAAAGACCAAGUCAGAGGCAGAGGAGCUGCGGCAGAGGCUGCGGGAGCUGGAGGAGAGGGAGAGAAGGGAGGGCAAGAAAAUGGCGGACGAAGAAGCUCUGAGGAAGAUCCGCUCAGUCGAAGAACAGAUCGACAUCCUCAACAAGAAGCUGUCCAUCGCCAAACAGGAGGAAGACGCGCUGCUGAGCGAGAUGGACGUUACGGGCCAGGCCUUCGAGGACAUGCAGGAACAGAAUAUCCGCCUCAUGCAGCAGCUCCGAGAAAAGGACGAUGCCAACUUCAAGCUGAUGAGCGAGCGGAUCAAGUCCAACCAGAUCCACAAGCUCCUGAAGGAGGAAAAGGAAGAGCUAGCCGACCAACUGCUAACUUUAAAAACACAGGUAGAUGCACAGCUGCAGGUAGUCAGGAAGCUGGAGGAGAAGGAGCGCCUCCUGCAGGGGACUAUUAGCACUGCGGAGAGAGAGCUGGGACUUCGAACACAAGCUUUGGACAUGAACAAGCGAAAGGCUCAGGAGUCGGCGCUGCUGUCGGAGGAGCUGCGCGCUCAGCUGGAGCAGGUCCAGCAGAAGCUGAAGCUGGUCAGAGAGGAGGUCGUUGAGAACAGCAUCUCCAGAGAGAAGGAGUCUUUCAAUGCCCGGCGGGCGCAGGAGGACAUCUCCAAGCUUAGGAGAAAGAUUGAGAAGGCCAAGAAACCGGCUGAGAAGAUAAGCAACGGAGAUGAGAUCCUGAACGAAGAAAUAAAUGAGUACAAGGCUCGGCUGACGUGCCCGUGCUGCAACUCCCGGGUGAAGGAUGCCGUCCUGACAAAAUGCUUCCACGUCUUCUGCUUCGAGUGCGUCAAGACGCGCUACGACACCCGGCAGAGGAAGUGCCCCAAGUGCAACGCCGCCUUCGGGGCGAACGACUUCCAUCGCAUUUACAUCGGCUGAAUCCACCCUCUCUCUCUUCCAGUCGGGAUGAAUAGGAGCCGUUGCCUGAAGCGAGAGUCGGCGCUGCAGUCGUGUGAUCUAGUCUUUUUACUGGAUGCUAUAUUAAGUGCGGUCACUGCAUGAUUUCAGCAGCUCUCUGAGUGAAAGACUUUAUUAAGUUUUUUUUUUUUUUUUCCCACAAUAAGUGAAACAUUCCCAUCCAAUAGUCCACUACUACACUGAUGUUCUCUGGUGCAGAAGGAAUGGUUUUAUACUGAAUGAGUGGUUGUCUGCUUGCAUUUAAAAAAAAAAGAAAAAAGGAUAAAGAAAUGGACAAAAAAAAACUGCACUGAAAGAAAGAACAGCAUUUCUCUUAGCUUUGCAGAUGUUUAUAUGAGGGGUGUGUGUAUGUGUUUAUUGUAAAUGUUUUUUUUUUUUUAUUAUUAGAAAUGAUAAUUGUCCUGCCUCCAAACUCUUUUAACAUCUCAUGCGUUGCUGUGGUGUAUGUGAUGUUCAGCUAGGUAUUAAACUGAUAUCAGCCUGAUUCCAGCUCCUAACUUUUCAAUGCUCGGCUCACUCUACAGUUAUUAAAAAAAAAAAAAAAA
Molecule: messenger RNA, 3768 nt
Organism: Fundulus heteroclitus (mummichog)
Lineage: Eukaryota; Metazoa; Chordata; Actinopteri; Cyprinodontiformes; Fundulidae
Gene: rnf20
Product: ring finger protein 20, E3 ubiquitin protein ligase
Exons: 22
Coding region: 104-3184 (1026 amino acids)
Cellular component (GO): nucleus; HULC complex
Molecular function (GO): metal ion binding; ubiquitin protein ligase activity
Source: RefSeq, a predicted model, not a curated record